Eremothecium cymbalariae DBVPG#7215 is the source of this 6060-nucleotide messenger RNA. It is a transcript of the gene SEN1, whose product is annotated as DNA/RNA helicase SEN1. NCBI's taxonomy places the organism in Eukaryota, Fungi, Ascomycota, Saccharomycetes, Saccharomycetales, Saccharomycetaceae. Gene Ontology annotation, biological process: termination of RNA polymerase II transcription. The record is from RefSeq and is a predicted model, not a curated record. The transcript has a single exon. Gene Ontology annotation, molecular function: helicase activity; transcription termination site sequence-specific DNA binding. The coding region runs from base 1 to 6060 and encodes 2019 amino acids. Gene Ontology annotation, cellular component: nuclear body.
AUGAGUGCUUUCGAUUCUUUGUCCGAAUUGGAAAAGCUUGCACUAACCUAUAAAUCGAAGAUAGAACAGGUAUACGAAGGUAUAUACCAAAAUGAAAGCGACUUAUUGACUGAUAUCUUGCACAAUCUGAUUCCAAAGGUGAGUUCUAAAGAUGUGCAUAUGUUCUGUAAUUCUAACUUUCAACCUGUAGCUGUGUUUUCAUUGACUUUGUUUUCUUUUCAGAAUCACCCCGAAGCAGUUAAAUGGUUACAGAAUAGGUUGAAUAAUUGUUUAAGUCACUGUAGGCGCUGUGUUACUCAAUUUGUGAAGGGUAAAUCUAAGAUGAUACAGCAUUUUGCUGUGAACAGGCGUAUUGCACACACUAAAGUUGCAAGUUUCAACGAGUUAAUCUGCAUGUGGAGGGCACAUGUUGUUUUGCCUAUUUUUAGAGACUUCAGUGCAAAUGGUGUCACCCUUCAAUUAGUUCUAUCAGAAUACGAGGUUUUGAUGAACCCCCAGAUGCUUAGAUGCUCUGCGGAACUCCAACAUUACCAUGAAAUUGUCUUCAAAAGUCUCUAUGGUAUGAAACACGAACUUUUGGACUUUGAUAACCCAAAUGGUAUAACGAGCUUUGUACCUGGGGUCGUAUAUUCAUAUAAUAGCGGCUCUCCAGAGCAAUUUCUUUGGGCCCAAAAAUUCUUACAGCAUUUAUUCGACACCAAAUACUUAAUCACUAUUGAAAAUAUUACCUGUGAAUUACUAGAUGAAUUGAUGCAUCAUGUUAUUAAUAUACAGACUAAGGCCAAUGGGAUCCCCCAUGCGAAUUCAAUUGGGUUAUUCUGGUGCAGAAUGUGCCCCCUUUUUGCAUUGAUGCAUGUGGAAGUUUUGAAAGAGUAUUUUAUUGAAUUCAAAAACAUUAAAUCGUUGAAGUCUGCCAUAUCAGUCCCGAUAGAGUCUGUCUUUAAAUUAUUCUAUCAUCAUUUCAUAAUGCAGUUAAGACCAAAGCCAUUGGAUAUACUCUUGCGAAUUUUAAAGCUUUUUUUGGAAAAGUUUGGUGCAGAGUUCUGGACCCUUGUUCAACCUUAUACAUUCCAUAGUGUUCCUGAUAUUUUAUUCAACGGUGACUUCACAAAUUCAUUAAUAAGCCUUCAAAGUAAGCCUAUAUGUAAAGAAGGCCCAGACACCUGGUUACAUGCAGAUGGAUCUGUUUCUGAUCUUGUGAUGUGGACGCUGCCGUAUUAUAGAUCGUUGUCAAAGGCAUACAAGAUCCAGAUGGUUAGAAAGAUUGCUUUCGGCUUUUUAGGUGUGAUAAAUUCAACACCUCAAAUUCAAUCCGUCCCAAAAGGAUUAUUGGUUAAUGCAGCAACAUUAUUAUUAAACCAAGCCUUGAAAGUAGAUGAGGCGAGUAGAUCAUUAUUAUAUUCUUCCGAUGGCAAUUUUGAAACUAUAAUUUUUACCAUUGCCGAUGUUAGGACUCCUUUGAAUAAUGAAGCUACAUUAAAAAUAAUUGUCGAUACUGCAAACAAUCCCUCUGCGUUAUACCCUGGGUUUCCUACAGGAUCUAUAUCCAAUUCUGCGAUGGAAGUCUUAGCUAACUGUAUUAAUGUUGAUAUUUUAAAUUUGUGUGAAACCACUUACAAAUUAUAUACAGGAAAGCAUCAAAACAAAAAAACAGCACAUGAAGUAAAGGUUACUACGGUGUUAAUAUCAAGGCUAGUUGCAGCACUAAAUUUCCGGUCCCAAACCGACGCAACCAAUAAAGUUGCAGCAUUGUUUGGUUCCUUACGAAAUGUUAAUGGUUUACUAGUUCUGCAAAACCAUCAAGAUACCCAUUCGAUGCAGCAAAAUGCUAUGGUCAAAGAAUACAUUGAGCUAAUCAUAAAAUUGAUUGGUAAAUGUGCCGAUAUUUCUCCAACCACUAUGAGUACUGUAUUAUCCAUGAAAAUAGCUACUCAAGGCUUUUGGUCAUGUAUUUUUUCUCCGUGCCAAGAUCUAUACCAGGAAGCUACAAACUUAUUAUAUGAGACGUUUGACGUUGAAGGACGUCUCGAAGGUUUCCAAGAGUUGUUCAAUCACAACAUGACAACAAAUCUACAGGCGGUUUGCAUGGUUCUAAGCCAGUUGAUCAAGAAUGAAUUUUAUGAACCAUGCCCUAGAGCGGUUAGAGUUUUAAUGGACGUUAUUCACGUUUUUAUGGAUCCAGUUAGUGGUAUGUUUGCAAACUAUUCCACUUUAAAAACAACGGAAACCGAUACAGCUUUAUUCGAUUUCUGGAAAGACACAUGGAACUUCUUGGAUAUGAUAUAUCGCGUUACUUUGAAUUGGGCUACCAAAUACCCGUAUACUGAAUUGGAAAACUUUACUAAGGACACAUUAGAUGUCAGCAAUUUGUUAAUGAAUUCAUAUAGAGAAUUUGCAGAUAUUUUAACGAAGGAUUUUACCAAUAACGAUGAUGAUUUAUUCAAAUGUGCUAUGAGCCCUUUUAAACAUAUGUUAUAUUGGUUGAGAUUAAGUGAUGAAGACUUACUUGCAUCUUGUGUCACAUUGAUUGUUUCUGCAUCCGAUUUGUCUAAAGAGAAGAACUUUCAGUUUGACGAUGCGUUGGUUCGUGAAAUGGCGUGCUAUGCUUGCAAGUCGCGGAAAUAUUUGAAUAAAUUAACUAGCCAUCAAUCCAGUGAUUUGCUUUCUCGAGCCAAGUACUUCAACGAGGCAUUAACUGAUUCAAUAAUCCAGGAAGUAGAAAGAUACAAUAAAGAGAAGGAACUAUCUAAAAGGGAUCAAUCUCCUGAAAUAACUAGUAGCCGUUCUGGUACCCCCAGUGUUACCCAGAUGGCGCUGCCUCAACAACGUGUGGACUAUUUACAACGAAAGGCGAUGGCAUCUUCUAUUACAAGUAGACCUAAGGGCCAAAGUUCUAUCACAUCAUAUGGAUCGCUUAAAAGAGGAUUUAUAUCGGCCCCUUCCGCUCCUUCAAAACCGCUAUCAAAAAUGGAGCUUGAAAGAAGAAAGCUGGUCGCUGAACGUGUCGUUCAUCCUCCAAGUCAAAAUGUUUUCAACCCACGCUCUGGUAGAAAGCACUUAAAAGUACACGGAGAUGAUGAUAGUAGCAGUGAUAACAGUGAUAUCGAUGAUGCCAAUGAAUUGUUUGCAAUUGCUAAACCGAAGCAGAGAUAUACACCAGUUUUGCUUGACAUAAACGGUAAGGAGAUAAAGGCCAAUGGGUCAAAGGUCGAUCUGAAAAAAUUGGAAGAAGAACAUAUGAGAAAAAGGUUAAAUGUAGAUUUAAACCCCUUUUACGACAAAGUGUUACGUUGGAAUUAUACGAGAAUUUCUGCAUAUCCAGAUGAUAAUUCUGAGCAGGAAUAUACUGAUAUCGAAGAUCAAUUCAGGUCUUCAAAACAUUAUCAGAAGGUAAUGGAGCCUUUAUUGCUACUAGAAUGUUGGCAAGGAUUGUGUGCAGUUAGAGAUAGAGAGAUUCACAAGGCAUUCAGCUUUAUUGUUGGUAACAGAACAGUGGUAUCAGACUUUUAUGAAGUUUACGCUUCAAUUAAUAAGAAAGUUGUGCAGCAAGCUGAGAUUAAUGAAGCGGAUAUGAUUGUUCUCGGUCAUUUCCCGGAUUCAAAUCAUCAGAAAACGCUGACAAAUGAUCAUUUUAAGAAGUCCCAGAAUACCUGUUUGGCAAAAAUCCGUAGCAUCAAGAAUGCAAAAGGUGAAAAUAUGGAUCUAACUCUUCGAAUUCAUCGUAGUCAUAGAUUCUCAAACUUCUUAACUUUGAGGACUGAAAUUUACGCUGUUAAAGCUAUGCAAAUGACUACUGUAGAAAGAGAAUAUACCUCAUUACAAGGUUUGCCAUAUUAUGAUCUUGUCUCCCAAAUUAUAACCGCGAAGCCGACUGAGGAGCAGCAUGCGGAGGAUGCAGAAGUUGAAAAAGUGAAAAUUAACUAUAAAUUGAACACAUCGCAAGCAACUGCUGUUGUUAGCACCGUGAAAAAUCUUGGGUUCUCCUUAAUUCAAGGACCGCCCGGUACUGGUAAAACCAAAACUAUUCUAGGUAUCGUAGGCUAUUUCUUGUCGACUAUUAGAGUAUCGCCCUCUAACGUUAUAAAGAAUCCAACUCAAGUGGGAAACAUUUCUACAGAGCAACUUCUACAGAAGCAAAAAGUAUUAAUUUGUGCACCGAGUAAUGCUGCUGUCGACGAACUAGUAUUGAGAUUAAGAGAGGGUCUAACAAAUUUCGAAGGUAAGCAUUUUAAACCAAAGUUAGUUCGUGUAGGUAGAUCAGAUGCUGUAAAUGCUGCAAUUAAGGAUUUGACGUUGGAGGAACUAGUUGACAAAAGGGCUAUAACCCAGUCCCUUGAAAUGACACAUGAUCCAGCUUUGGAUCAGAAUUUUCAUAAUGCAGUUGAUGAGCGCAGAAAAUUGAGGGAUACAAUCAACAAAGAAGACGGAUCACCUACCAGUGUUUUGUCUACUGAUCAGAUAUCUAAAAUCCAGUUAAAGUUACGGGAGCUGAGUAAGACAAUAAAUGAGCUGGGUAAACAGCGUGAUGAGCUAAGGGAAAGAAAUUCCGUGAUUUAUAGAAACAGGGAGCUAAAUAAAAGGAAAGCUCAGGCUCGCAUACUUGCAGAGAGUGAUAUUAUUUGCUCCACUUUAUCAGGAUCUGCCCAUGAUGUUUUGGCUUCAUUGGGGGUAAAAUUUGACACUGUAAUUAUUGAUGAGGCCUGUCAAUGUACGGAACUAUCAAGCAUAAUUCCAUUGAGAUAUGGGGGUAAAAGAUGUAUUAUGGUUGGUGAUCCAAACCAAUUACCUCCAACGGUAUUGUCUGGAGCUGCCAGUACCUAUAAGUACAAUCAAUCGUUGUUUGUUAGGAUGGAAAAUAAUUGUAAGCCACAUUUAUUAGAUGUUCAAUACCGUAUGCAUUCUAUGAUCAGUUCCUUCCCAUCAUUAGAGUUUUAUGAUGGUAAACUAAAAGACGGUCCGGAUAUGGAUAACAUUAAUCAACGGCAAUGGCAUGAAACCCAACCAUUUGCCCCUUACAAGUUUUUUGAUAUUCUUACUGGUAAACAACAGCAGAAUGCUAAGACCAUGUCUUACGUGAACUAUGAUGAAUGUCAAGUUUCUAUUGAAAUGGUAGACAAGUUGUUAAGGCUAUAUGAGAAAAAAGUUGAUUUCACAGGGAAGAUUGGCAUUAUAUCUCCCUAUAGGGAACAGAUGCAAAUGAUGAAGAAAGCUUUCAGAAGCUAUUUUGGAGGAACUAUUUUCACGUAUAUUGAUUUUAACACUAUUGAUGGGUUUCAGGGACAAGAGAAGGAAAUUAUUAUUAUAUCUUGUGUUCGUGCAGACGAUUCAAAAAAUAAUGUUGGCUUUUUGAAGGAUUUCAGACGUAUGAAUGUUGCAUUAACCAGAGCAAAGACUAGCUUAUGGAUAUUGGGUCAUCAUAAAUCUCUAUGUAGGAAUAAAUUGUGGAUGAACCUAAUUUCUGAUGCGAAAACACGGGGUUGUUUGGAACUUGCCUGCCCUGGAUUUUUAGACAAGCAUAAUAGAGGUGCCAAGGAGAUAUUACAGAGGUUUAAGGACCAUCAUGAUCAUAUUGGAUCAUCUGAGGCAUAUCGUUCGGUACCAGGUAAUUCCCUCAAAAAGAGAAAAAAAGGGCACACUUCUGGUCCUACUAAAAGGCUAAAGGCUUCAGAAGAAGCUGAAUCUGAUGACUAUGAUCCAGUUGCAGAAUUUAAAAAGGAGAACCAUAAAGAUCCAACAGGAGAGCAAAUGAGUGGUGGAUCUGUUAAUUCAGUUCCUGAAGUAUCGAAGAACUCUGAAUAUAACUUAAAAAGGGCAAACUCCGAUGGUGGAAUGAACGAAAGAAACCCGAAAAUGUUCAAAGUAGAAACAAAUACUAAACGUUCAGGAAUUAAGAAGAAAUCAUCUAUUUUUGGUAGUAAUCUGCCUAUUUCAUCGAUUGUUCCUGUCAUUUCUUCUGAUCCUCACAUUUACGAUUUAAAGGAGAAAAAAGGAGCAACAAUCAAGUCUCAAUGUCCACCCAACUACAGAGGGUCAAGGCGGGCACAAUGGAUCAGGAUCUAA